CGUAUUAUUAUUGAAAUAAUUUCAAUUAUUAACACUCCGGAUUACAGUAAUGCUCCCUAUUACGGAUGCCGUUGUAUAAAAAAAGAAGAAGACGGUUUUUACUGCCUGAUUUUUGGCGCAGACAGGACCGAAAGACGUAUAAUGGGCAGCGUAUUUCAAACUCUUUCUUCUUCCUCCUCGUGUUUUUGCCAACACAUUAACAGUUCCGUUACUUCUUCAAUUUCUAUUCAGAGAGUAAGCCGUCAUCCUCCUCACCCUAUAAGUAUCACGCCGCCCCCACAUAUACGUUACAACAACUUCUGGUUUCUUUUCUUCCUCCACCGCCCCCUGACUCGAUAAUAAGCAUAUAUCACGCAGCAGAUUGCUAGAUUACAGUCAGAUCAUCCGUUACCGAUCAACUUCACUCCAGUGAAACUUUCCUGCAAAUUCUUCGAUCCAAGGUGAUCAAUAACAAAGAUACCUUUGGUUGAGGAGGCGAAUAAAAAGAGAUUUAUAAAAAUGAAUGAUCAAGAGUCAGAUUCUGGAUUCCUCAAUCUUUUCGAUGUAGACAAGUUCUUCUAUUAUUCAUAUGGAGAGAGUGGUCAGCCUGAAGCUGGAAUUGGUCAACAACAACAUGCUGAUGAUGACACAGUUUACUAUAACAACACCAAUCUUGAUGAGGAAAUCGCUCAUGCGUUGCAAAACCAGCUCUCAAUUACAGGAGAAUCUAGAGCUUACUAUAACGAAGGGUGUUAUCAUGGCCAGCAAUUCCCCAGCGAUGAUGGUGUCCAGUCAUGGCAGGUUAUUGAUGACUAUCCAUCUAAGGAUCAUUUUUCAGGAACUAAUAACGAAGUUCCAGAAGAGUCUAUUUUCUUUGAACCAUCUUCCUCUAGCCACCCUGUUGAAUACAGACAUUCAGGUGGUGAAGAACCCAACCAGGCAUUGGGAAUAAAAAGUGAAUCAGAGUUUGAUGCUGAUUUCACCAGGCAGCUCAAUGAAGUUGAUGUUGUUCCGCUUGUUCCUAGAAUAAAUACACAUAUACCUUCAGAGGAUGAAGCCACAUCUCAUAAAGAAAGGCUUCUAGACAGAUUGCAACGUUGUGGCCUGGUUGAGAACAUAGUUAAAGGGGAUGGGAACUGCCAGUUCCGUGCUCUAUCAGAUCAGUUGUAUCAGAUGCCUGAACAUCACAAUUUUGUGAGACAACAAGUUGUUAAUCAGCUUAUGAAUCACCCAGAGAUGUAUGAGGUGUAUGUACCAAUGGCUUAUGACGAUUAUGUGAAGAGGAUGAUGGAGGAUGGAGAGUGGGGUGAUCAUGUAACAUUAAAGGCUGCUGCUGACUUGUAUGGUGUGAAGAUUGUUGUCAUAACAUCAUACAAGGAUACAUGUUUCAUCGAUAUCCUUCCGAAGACGCAAAAGUCAAAUAGAGGUGAUCAAUAACAAAGAUACCUUUGGUUGAGGAGGCGAAUAAAAAGAGAUUUAUAAAAAUGAAUGAUCAAGAGUCAGAUUCUGGAUUCCUCAAUCUUUUCGAUGUAGACAAGUUCUUCUAUUAUUCAUAUGGAGAGAGUGGUCAGCCUGAAGCUGGAAUUGGUCAACAACAACAUGCUGAUGAUGACACAGUUUACUAUAACAACACCAAUCUUGAUGAGGAAAUCGCUCAUGCGUUGCAAAACCAGCUCUCAAUUACAGGAGAAUCUAGAGCUUACUAUAACGAAGGGUGUUAUCAUGGCCAGCAAUUCCCCAGCGAUGAUGGUGUCCAGUCAUGGCAGGUUAUUGAUGACUAUCCAUCUAAGGAUCAUUUUUCAGGAACUAAUAACGAAGUUCCAGAAGAGUCUAUUUUCUUUGAACCAUCUUCCUCUAGCCACCCUGUUGAAUACAGACAUUCAGGUGGUGAAGAACCCAACCAGGCAUUGGGAAUAAAAAGUGAAUCAGAGUUUGAUGCUGAUUUCACCAGGCAGCUCAAUGAAGUUGAUGUUGUUCCGCUUGUUCCUAGAAUAAAUACACAUAUACCUUCAGAGGAUGAAGCCACAUCUCAUAAAGAAAGGCUUCUAGACAGAUUGCAACGUUGUGGCCUGGUUGAGAACAUAGUUAAAGGGGAUGGGAACUGCCAGUUCCGUGCUCUAUCAGAUCAGUUGUAUCAGAUGCCUGAACAUCACAAUUUUGUGAGACAACAAGUUGUUAAUCAGCUUAUGAAUCACCCAGAGAUGUAUGAGGUGUAUGUACCAAUGGCUUAUGACGAUUAUGUGAAGAGGAUGAUGGAGGAUGGAGAGUGGGGUGAUCAUGUAACAUUAAAGGCUGCUGCUGACUUGUAUGGUGUGAAGAUUGUUGUCAUAACAUCAUACAAGGAUACAUGUUUCAUCGAUAUCCUUCCGAAGACGCAAAAGUCAAAUAGAGUCAUAUAUUUGAGUUUUUGGGCGGAGGUGCACUAUAAUUCUAUUUAUCCUCAUGAAGGAGGUAUCGACCACUCGGAUCAAGGGAUUCAUACUUCUGACGAAGUCCACUCUAGUUGCCCUCCUGCAGCUGCAAGUUCCCGUGUGCGAGACUUGAAGGUGAAGAAAAAGAAGUGGUGGAAUUUAUUAAAAAAGAAAUAGAGUUCAUUUGAUAAGUGCAUGUGAGACUCUGAAAAGGGGGUUGCUCCACAAAAAGCUCAAAGAUCGAAUCUUUAUUGGAGUUUUGUCAGUACAGGCUUGCCAGAAGAAUGAAUAACUCUGUGUUCUGUCCACAAAGCCACAGUGCUGAAAAGAAGAGGGAAAGAAAGACAAUGAAGUCAAAUGUGCCACCCUCAACCUGCUCUAUGUUUUCUUAUGACACACCAGGAGGGGCACAAUGUUUGUUUGGCAGAAGUGAAUGUUGUUGAGCAUGAAACCUUGUUUGGCUGCUGUGUAGAGGUUGAUAAAAGACUUCGAAUCAUCAAAUUAUUUGUUAGAUGAGAAACGGAGUGCAAAGCUUUCAGACUUCAAGUUAGCUAUACUUGGCCCGGUCCGCCCUCAAGAUGGACCAACUCAUGUCUCAAAUCGCAAUUGCUAGAAGACUCUCAAUUCAAAACACAUAUAAUUAAACUUUUGUACUUGAGUUUUACCGGGCAAAUGCAUUUUAUUGUUGUAUCGAUCCAAAUCCUAAUGAUAUUAAUAUAAGCGGUUUUCCU
Cuscuta epithymum is the source of this 3121-nucleotide messenger RNA. NCBI's taxonomy places the organism in Eukaryota, Viridiplantae, Streptophyta, Magnoliopsida, Solanales, Convolvulaceae. The record is from the annotation of a GenBank genome assembly.